AUGCGAGGCCAGCGUGCGGUGCCGAACAUGCGCAGGUGCUGGAAACCAGCCGCCUGGCUCCUGCUGUCCCUGCUCGUGUCCCUCUUCUUCCUCGCUGUCAGCACGUUUCUGCGACUUGGAGAUAUGAGAAUAAACAGGCGAGCUGUAUCAACCGGUAGCAUGCAAACGUCUGUGCAGCCACAUUACCAAGUGCGCCUGCUGAAUGGGCGUAACAGGUGCGAGGGCCGUGUGGAGGUGCGCUACAACGAGUCCUGGGGCACAGUGUGCGAUGACGACUGGGACAUGGUGGAUGCCAACGUGGUUUGUCGGCAACUGGACUGCGGGUUGGCCGUGGCUGUGGGCAGCAGCUCCUACUUCGGGCAGGGCUCGGGGCCCAUCCUGCUGGAUAAUGUGGACUGUAAAGGAGGGGAGACAGACCUGAGCCAGUGCGGCAGUCUGGGCUGGGGCGUCCACAACUGCUACCACUAUGAGGAUGUUGCCGUCACAUGCAGAGACACGUCCAUCUUGGAGCCAAAGGGUCAAGGGGAGGCGACGACGCCACCCCGCAGAAAUUCGGGCUCACGUGAUGGUACCAUCCGUCUGGUGGGCGGACUGGACCACUGCCAGGGCCGGGUCGAGGUCUACUACCGGGGAAGCUGGGGCACGGUGUGUGAUGAUGACUGGAGCAGUAAUGACGCUGAGGUGGUGUGCCAGCAGAUAGGCUGCGGGCAUGCCGUCUCGGCACACUCCAACGCCUACUUUGGCUACGGAACAGGCCUGAUCCUCCUGGACAACGUCAACUGCAACGGCAACGAGCAGCAGCUAUCCAGGUGCUAUAGCCUGGGCUGGGGCACCCACAACUGCGGCCAUCACGAGGAUGCCGGGGUCGUCUGCGCUGGUUCAGGCUCCACCACUGUGCCCACCCAGAAUACUGAGACAAUAGGCCCGAGGAGCUUUUUCGUCACAGAGAGCACUGCAGCGACAGAUGGAACGGUUGCAGUCACAGACGCCACCACCGCCGUCACCACCACCGCCUUGACAACGCGAGAGAGGCCGACCAUCCGGGUGGUGAACGGCAACAGCAGCUGCCAAGGGCGUGUCGAGGUCUUCCACGACAACCUGUGGGGCACGGUGUGCGACGACGACUGGGACCUGCCCAACGCCCAGGUGGUGUGCAGGCAGCUUGGCUGCGGCCCGGCCGUCUCGGCCAAGGCCCAGGCCUACUUCGGCUACGGCUCCGGCCCGAUCCUGCUGGACAACGUGGACUGCAGGGGCAGCGAAGGCGACCUCACGGACUGCUUCCACCUGGGCUGGGGUCAGCACAACUGCCGCCACAACGAGGACGCGGGAGUUAUCUGCACACCUUUCCAGCAAAUCAUCGCGGUUGGACGGGACUUUGGCUUUACGGCGAGGAUGCCCACCACCAAAACACCCAGCGAAGGGCAGGUGCGGCUGGCGGACGGCCAGCACCGCUGUGAAGGACGGGUGGAGAUGUUCUCGGGCAGCGAGUGGGGCACCGUGUGCGACGACGCUUGGGACCUGCCCGACGCCCAGGUCGUGUGCCGCCAGCUGGGCUGCGGGGAGGCGGCGGCGGCCCGGGUGGAAGCCUUCUUCGGCCCCGGCCCCGGCCCCAUCCUGCUGGACAAUCUGAAGUGCAGCGGCGCCGAGGCCUCGCUCCGGGAGUGCUCUCAUAUAUCCUGGGAUGUGCACAACUGCGAUCACACCGAGGACGCCGGUGUCACCUGCUCCCUGUCGUGAUUUCAGCACAACCGCACACCAAACCUCU
This is a messenger RNA of Lampris incognitus (smalleye Pacific opah), 1765 nucleotides long. It is a transcript of the gene ssc4d, whose product is annotated as scavenger receptor cysteine-rich domain-containing group B protein. NCBI's taxonomy places the organism in Eukaryota, Metazoa, Chordata, Actinopteri, Lampriformes, Lampridae. The transcript has 11 exons. The record is from RefSeq and is a predicted model, not a curated record. Gene Ontology annotation, cellular component: membrane. The coding region runs from base 1 to 1737 and encodes 578 amino acids.